ACAAGAGUUCCAAAGUGAAGCAGCUCAACUGCGCCAUGCAUGCAAACAAGACUUCUCCAGCGAAUGAGAAGGAGGGACGUGACAUCUCGGUGGACAUGUACCCCUUCAUACGCAAGUACAAGGACGGCAGCAUCGAGCGUUUCCUGCGCAGCCCAUUCGUGCUGGCGUCGUCGGAUCAGGGCGGCAACCGCGGGGUGGCGACGAGGGACGUCGUUGUCGACAAGGCCACCGGCGUGUCUGUGCGCCUAUUCCUCCCGUCCCGUGCCGCCGAGACCGCUGGCAGGAAUGGGCUACCUGUCGUCCUCUACGUCCAUGGUGGCUCGUUCUGCACGGAGAGCGCUUUCGGCCGGACGUACCACCGGUACACGACCUCCCUCGCCGCCAGCGCCGGAGUCCUCGUCGUGUCAGUGGAGUACCGUCUAGCUCCGGAGUUCCCCAUACCCACGGCCUACGACGACGCGUGGGCCGCGCUCCAGUGGGCGUCGUCCCUGUCCGACCCGUGGCUGGCCAGCUAUGCCGACCCUGCGCGCACGUUCCUGGCCGGCGACAGCGCCGGCGGCAACAUCGUUUACCACACAGCAGUCCGCGCCAGCCACGAAGUCAACGACGAGAUGAUGGACAUUGCGGGGCUGAUCAUGGUACACCCUUACUUCUGGGGAGCCAAGCGGCUGCCCUCGGAGCUCGCGUGGGCGGACGACAGCGAGGGCGCAGCGGCGGUGUUCCCGCCGUACGGGGUGGACCGGCUGUGGCCGUUCGUCACGGCCGGCCUGGCCGGCAACGACGACCACCGGAUCGACCCUCCAGUCUCAGAGAUCAAAUCGCUGGCCUGCCGCCGCGUGCUCAUGGCCGUAGCCGGGAAGGACACUCUGCGGGAGCGCGGCCUCGACCCGGCGGCCCGUAUGCGUGAUCACGACGCGCCAUGGCCUUGGAUGAUGCAGCGGCACCGCGAGGUGACGGUAGUGGAGUCGGAGGGCGAGGACCACGGCUUCCACCUCUACAGUCCUCUGAGAGCCACAAGCAAGAGGCUCAUGGGGAGCAUCGUGGAGUUCAUAAACCAGCGGCCCAACUCGUCGCUUGCUAAUCGUAUGGUGCUUGGCGUGCCCACGACGCCGUUCAAGGACGUGUUUGCGUAUGGCAUGGCCAUGAAGUCCUGGGGCACACGGUCCAGUAUGCCACGUAACGGUGCUGCGGUUCCGUGGACUCGUGUGAUCAACAUUUUUUUCUAGAUGACGGCCGGCCUGAUAGCGCACACAUAAAUUAAUGUCUCAUUCAGACUCUCUUCAGAAGGUCUGUGCCAAGGGUAUGCCCUUCUCCUACAGUCCUACGUAUACUACACUAAAUAAAACAGAAAGAGUCUCCUAUUAAUUAUAACUUAUAAGUCAUGUGUAAUGUAUGCCCAUUAAUUACCGAACAUGGAAUUAUACAUAAGUUGUGUGGUUUAUCUUAUUAUAUUAUUCAUAAACAGGUGUCAUGCAAAUAAAUGUAUAUCGCAUGCCUUCCCUUAAAAAAGUAUUGUAUACCUUAUCAUGUCGAACCUUAUUUUGUAUUGAAUGUUAUUGUACAUGUAAUAUUGGAUUCUCAA
Messenger RNA from Triticum aestivum (bread wheat), 1582 nucleotides. RefSeq names its product probable carboxylesterase 5. Lineage: Eukaryota; Viridiplantae; Streptophyta; Magnoliopsida; Poales; Poaceae. The record is from RefSeq and is a predicted model, not a curated record. The transcript has a single exon. Gene Ontology annotation, molecular function: hydrolase activity. The coding region runs from base 36 to 1226 and encodes 396 amino acids.